This is a messenger RNA of Gossypium raimondii (Peruvian cotton), 711 nucleotides long. RefSeq names its product beta-glucosidase 44. Lineage: Eukaryota; Viridiplantae; Streptophyta; Magnoliopsida; Malvales; Malvaceae. The transcript is spliced from 5 exons. The record is from RefSeq and is a predicted model, not a curated record. Gene Ontology annotation, molecular function: beta-glucosidase activity. Bases 1 to 690 code for a protein of 229 amino acids. Gene Ontology annotation, biological process: carbohydrate metabolic process.
AUGACUUUCAAUGAACCGAGAGUGGUUGCUGCUCUUGGUUUUGACAAUGGCAUCAACCCUCCUAAUAGAUGUUCAAAGAAAUUUGGAAAUUGCACUGAUGGAAACUCUGCCACCGAGCCUUAUAUUGCAGCACAUCAUUUGAUUUUAAGUCAUGCUGAAGCCGUUAAGAGAUAUCAUGAAAAAUAUCAAGCUAAACAAAAUGGAAGAAUAGGUAUUUUCUUGGAUUUUGUUUGGUACGAACCUCUAACAAGAUCUAAAGCUGACAAUUAUGCUGCACAACGAGCAAGAGACUUUCAUAUUGGAUGGUUUUUGCACCCUCUAGUUUAUGGAAAAUAUCCAAGGACAAUGCAGAAAAUUGUAAGAGAAAGGCUUCCAAAAUUCACCAAAAGUGAAGUGGAGAAAGUGAAAAACUCAUUUGAUGUUCUUUGUCUGAACCAUUAUACUUCGUACUACAUAUACGAACCGCAUCAACCUCCAUCUAAUGUGACUGGUUAUCAACAAGAUUGGAAUGCUGGGUUUGCUUAUGAACGCAAUGGUGUGCCAAUCGGUCGCCGGGCCCACUCCGAAUGGUUAUAUGAAGUUCCAUGGGGUAUGUACAAAGCGGUAACAUAUGUAAAAAAACGUUAUGGAAGCCCUAAUAUAAUUCUCUCCGAAAAUGGUGAGACCACAAAUAUUUCAACUCUAAUAUAAUUUUUUUGUUUGUCCAGUUUU